CUCAUCUUUCCUUCCCAAGAGAAACAAAAACUGAAGAAUGAAUUUUGAUCCGAUUACCGGGUGUUGGUAAUUGCAUCUAGACCCAACACAAAACUGUGUUCGAUGAAAACUGGUGCUUUCCCACGAAAGGACAAAACCCUCAUACAAAACAUUAAUCGAUACAAAAAAUCUAGAUUGUUAUCUUCGGGUUGCAAAGCAAAAGCAAAAACAUUUUUCUCUGAAUAAACACUAAGUACAAGACAGUGAAGAUGGGGAACCGUGUGAAAGGAAAGCCGAAGCAGAAAUCCAUCAAGGCAGCAAGCCAUUCAAAGAUGGGUUCGAAACGAAAACUUUCUCGCAUGGGUAAAAAACAAAAGAAGGAGAAUGCCGGUUUGGAAGCAACUUUCAUUGGACGCUCAAAGGCGCUCAAAAUGCUUCAAGUGACAAUCAAAGACUUUCGUCGUUUGUGUAUUUUGAAGGGUAUCUAUCCGCGAGAACCAAGAGGACGAGUUCCAGGCAAAAAGAAGGGCCAGACUUUCUACCAUAUCAAAGAUAUCCGAGCUAUUGCUCACGAACCUAUACUGGAAAAGUUCAGAGAGUUUCGAUCGUUCAUGAAGAAGGUGCGUUACGGAGCCCUUCGCUAUCCUUUGAGUCAACGAAUCGAAAGUGGAACAUAGAAUAGCUCACUUUUUCUUCCUUUUUCUCCAAUUUCCAUCGUAGAUUCGCCGCGCUGCUGGUCGCAAUGAAUCCGACGAAGCUGCUAGGAAAAAUGCUGUGUGUCCCACCUAUGCUCUACACCAUCUGGUCCGCGAAAGAUAUCCUAGAUUUGUAGACGCACUUUCGGAUCUGGAUGAUGCUUUGACUCUUACCUACCUCUUUGCAGCUUUGCCAAGUACCACCGCUAUUAAAGCCAAAAUGGGAGGAAAGGCCAAGAGCUUGGCCGCAGCUUGGGGUGCUUAUUGCUCUACCGCCGGUUGCAUCACAAAAUCAUUCAUUUCGGUGAAAGGUGUGUACUUAGAAGCCACUAUUCGUGGGACUCCAAUUCGGUGGGUCGUCCCCCAUUCUUUCACACAAUUCAUGCCCGAGGAUGUUGACUACAAGGUCAUGGCAACAUUUUUUGAAUUCUAUGAAACUCUAUUGAAUUUCGUCUUGUUCAAGUUAUACAGCGAUCUAGGAGUGCGUUAUCCACUUCCUGAGAUCGAAUCCGGUGGCGAAGUGAAGGGAAGUACAACUUUUAUUCUCGGGGCGAACUUGAGAUCUCUCAAUAAUGCGAUGGCAUCGAGCGAUGGAGCCAUCACCAAUGUAAUCUCAGAAACUUUAGAAGACGACAAUGCAGCAAAGCAUGAGUCACGAGACAAAUCGUCCGCAGAGAAAAAGAAGGAUCGAGAGUUAAUGAAAACUGUUGGUGUAGCGCUGGACAAUAUCGAGGAAGAUGAAAACGAAGGCGAUGAUGAUGAAGAAGGUGUUGAUAUUGCGGGUCCUCUAAAAGUUGCGUUGGAGAGUAUGGAAGAAGACAAAGUUCGAUCUUCAAUCCCUACUGGAGAUGCUGAGUUGGACGACGAUGCUAUUAAACGGAGACGACUUUUUGCAGGGUUUACGUUCUUCUUCUCUCGGGAGGUUCCUCGGGGUUACUUGGAACUUAUCUCUCUAGCAUAUGGAGCCAAAGUUGGAUGGGAAGGCCCGAACAGUCCAAUAUCUGCAAAAGACUCAAGUAUUACUCAUCACAUUAUUGACCGCCCGAAACUUUUAGGUUCUUACGACUCUUUGCCGAAGUCCAGAGAAUACGUGCAGCCACAAUGGAUUUUGGAUUGUUCAAACUUCAUGUUUAUAUUACCUAUCAACAAAUAUGGUGUAGGAAAAGCUCUCCCUCCGCAUCUGAGCCCGUGGGUCGAUAACGAAGAAGAAGGUUAUAAACCUGCCUAUGCCGAAGAAAUCGAACGGUUGAAGAAUGGUGAAACGAUCGAAGAAGUUGAGAUGGAAGAUGACGACGUAGUUGCUGCAGAUACAACUGAAAACAAUGAAUCAGAAGAAGCAAGUGAAGCUGAUUCUGACGAAAGCGAAGAUGAAAGUGACGAGGAAGUUGAAGAGAAAAAGAAGGGAGAUCUGAAGAAGAAAAAGGCGCGCGCGAAGAAGAGACGAGAACAAGAAGAGAAGGAAGCCCAUGAGCUUGCGAAGAGCAUGAUGGGUCGCAAAGCAGCCCACUUGUACGGUCGAAUGCAGCACGGUAUUUCUAAGAAGCAAGCCAGGAUCGAUGAUUUGGAAAGUCGACGUCGUGAGCCAUUGCAGAAUAAAGAAAAAGACGAGGAUGGAAAAAGUAUGUUGAAGCAGAAAGUCGAGCGAUUGAAACGAGAGAGGAAGGAUCUUGAAGACAGGUACACAAACACUGGUGGCUCAAUGAAAAAGAAGAAGAACAAGAAGAGACGGUCAGUCUAAGUAAAUUUAGUACAUUUUAAUCUCUCAUAUGUAGUAUUGAAUGCAAGUUUCAAAUUGUGAUCAAAGUUUGAUUGAAAUUGAUUUUGUCUUUCUACUUGGUUAGAAGACUAUGC
Pseudo-nitzschia multistriata is the source of this 2525-nucleotide messenger RNA. Lineage: Eukaryota; Bacillariophyta; Bacillariophyceae; Bacillariales; Bacillariaceae. The record is from the annotation of a GenBank genome assembly.